Archocentrus centrarchus (flier cichlid) is the source of this 1762-nucleotide messenger RNA. Its product is annotated as cytohesin-interacting protein-like. The record is from RefSeq and is a predicted model, not a curated record. The coding region runs from base 70 to 1152 and encodes 360 amino acids. Gene Ontology annotation, molecular function: protein binding. NCBI's taxonomy places the organism in Eukaryota, Metazoa, Chordata, Actinopteri, Cichliformes, Cichlidae. The transcript is spliced from 8 exons.
GGCAGGACCACACAAUCGCUGAAGAGCUGCUGCAGCAGGACACGAUGGUGCUUUGAGGACUAUUCUACCAUGCACUCCAUCAUGAAUAUGAAUGGGCUUCAACGCCAGGGGAACCAGGAAAGUUACAUUGUGGAUAAUACUCCAAAGAAGAAAAGUUCUCUGUGGUACCGAGCUUCACUGAGGGGGAGCAGUGAACGGCACCGUCAAAGCACUGGCUCGCAGCCCAAGGUUUGCAAGCCCAAGCCAACUUACUCCAACUCGCUGGUUGAUUACACAGACCCACAAAGGACCACAAUUAUAUUGGAGAAGCAAGACAAUGAAACAUUUGGUUUUGAAAUUCAGACUUACGGGCUGCAGCUGAAAAACAGCUCUGCAGUGGAGAUGUGCACAUUUGUUUGCAAGGUGAACGAGGACAGUGUAGCUGAGAGUGCUGGCCUGACCGCAGGCGACAUUAUUGUCACUGUCAACGGGUUGAGCAUCGAAGGGUCAUCUCACCAGUGUGUGCUUGAGCUGAUAAAAAAAUCAACCAACUGUCUAAAGUUGGAGACUGUUUGUGGGAAUAUAGUGAAGCAGAUAGAGCUGGAGAAGAGGAUGAACCUCCUUAAGCAAUCACUACGUGAGAAAUUGAUAGAACUGCAGGCCCUUACUUUACAGGAAAAGCGUCUAAUGCGAGGUAAUUUAAAUGACAGCAGUCUCAACCUCUUGAUGGACUCCCCUUCUAUUUUGAGCUCUCCCAUCAGCCGCUUUGGCCGGCGUUUUUCCAGUGACAGCAGCUACAGAAGUGUGAUGACAGAUGACAGUGACCAGGCCAGCGUGUUUGGAGAUGUGAGCUCACCCUGUCCCACCAGUGCAGCCAGCACCACAGAUGAUAACUGCUUCUUUUCCAAAGACUUUCCUUCACAGGACAGCCCUGGGAGGUGCUCUGUGACCUCCAGCCAUCAUCACCAAACCCUCGGCCGCUCCAGCAGCUCCAGUUUGGCUGGCAGCACCAGUUCUCUGUCUCCGUCCUGGGAGGAAACAAGGAUCUCGUCCUUGUUUGGUACCCUGCCCAGAAGAGGCAGGAAAGCCAGUGUCCGCAAACACAUCUUCAAGUUAAUUCCUGGACUCCAGCGAUCAGUUGAAGAGGAGGAGACAGGGACAAACACUCACUGAUUCGCUUUCCAAAUGCUCCUUGUGCCUACUCAGUAUUAAGUGUUGGUAAACAGGUGGACAUUUUCAGGCUGUGCAUUUGGCAAUGUCAAAAGUGACUCUGAACCUGACUUAUUUGCUUGGCUUUAACUUGUGGCACAAAAGCAUUAUAAAAAUAAAUGGAGGCUGAAUGAAUGUACACAUAACAGAUUGUAAAGUAUAACAGGUGAAAUUAUGUAUCCUUCUUACUUGAAUGCAUUUUUGACCUAAUCACAGAAUAUGACGAGCAUUAAUCAAUUUGAGUUGCAGCAACUGUAUCAGUGUAGCAAAUCCAACUUUAAAAAUUAAAGACCACAUGACCUAAAAUACAUGAGAAGACAUUAAAGCACUUACAACACAUUCAGGUGCUCAAAACCAAAACCAAGCCUCUAUACCCUAUAGAUAGCUGCUCAGCUCAAAAACAGGAUGUGGGUAUGAGAAUACUACUUAAGUACUUUCAUUUCCAAAUUGUUUUUUCCGACUGUGUUGAACUUGUUGAAUGCAACGAAAUACUGUAAAUACUCUGAAAAGUGUAUGAUUUAUUUUCUGUGGGAAGAAAAUUCAACUUUGUACAAUAUUUUACAAUGUUUAUGAU